Messenger RNA from Adineta steineri, 1020 nucleotides. The record is from the annotation of a GenBank genome assembly. NCBI's taxonomy places the organism in Eukaryota, Metazoa, Rotifera, Eurotatoria, Adinetida, Adinetidae.
AUGUCUACAGCAUCAUUUACUAGCAUCGAUACGUAUUUUAGCAUUUAUUUCGGUUUGCCUAUUUUUGCUUUUGGUUUUAUUGGAAAUAUAAUUAAUAUUUGUAUUUUAUUCUCCACACGAUCAAAUUCAUCUUCAUUUUUAUUACUUAUUUCAUCAAUUUUCAAUCUCAUUGCAUUAUCCUUUGGUCUUUUUCCAAGAAUGAUAUCUAUAGGUUUUGGUAUAGAUGCAUCGUCAACCAAUAUUUUCUGGUGUAAAAGUCGUUUAUUUUUUUCUUAUAUUGGUUCUCUUAUGGCUCUAACAACAAUUUGUUUUGCUUCUAUUGACAGAUUUUUAUUAACUUGUCGAAAUGUACAAUGGCGAAAACGAAGUCAAUUGAGUACAGCAAAACUUGCCAUUUCUAUUGCUAUUCUAGUAGUUAUUGGUCAUAAUAUAUCAUAUUUAAUUUUCUAUACAAUUGUUGAAGUCAAAACAACAACAGGUAACAUAUCAACGAAAUGUUCUGUAAUGAAUUCUGGCUUUGUAUUAUAUGGAAGUUAUUUUUUACGUCCUGUUUUUCUUGGUGUAUUACCAGGUACAAUAUUGAUUAUUAGUGGUUUUCUAACAUAUCGUAAUAUAACAUCAAUAACUGCUGUUCAAGUACGCGGUACAUUCCAAAGAGGUUUAACAAAAAUGAUAUUGUUACAAAUUAUUACAGUUAUUAUUCCAAUAGUACCUUUUGCAACAUUCAAUAUCUAUCAAAGUAUAACAUCAUCAGUUGUAAAAGCAUCCUAUCGUUUAGCACUAGAAACAUUAGUUUCAGAUAUGACUAAUAUAUUCUUAUAUGUGAGUUAUGCAUGUAAUUUCUAUGCGUAUAUUAUUUCAUCAUCAUGUUAUCGACAAGAUUUCCUACGAUUUAUUCGCUGUUCAGAUGAAGCUCAUUCAAAUAAUCGUAUUGGAGUUUUGACAAGACAGAAAAUUGAAAUGAAUACUGGUUCAACCUUGAGGCAACUACCACGUUCAAUUAAUCAGAUGCAGAACUAA